Triticum dicoccoides is the source of this 1270-nucleotide messenger RNA. RefSeq names its product transcription repressor OFP13-like. Bases 132 to 1148 code for a protein of 338 amino acids. The record is from RefSeq and is a predicted model, not a curated record. NCBI's taxonomy places the organism in Eukaryota, Viridiplantae, Streptophyta, Magnoliopsida, Poales, Poaceae. Gene Ontology annotation, biological process: negative regulation of DNA-templated transcription. The transcript has a single exon.
CACCUCUCUCUUCUUCUUCUUCUCUCCGCAACUACUUCCUUCGUCUACUCGAUCUCGCUUCUGAGCAGGCACGGCGGUCUCGAGUCGAUCGAGCUCAUCCACUGCAUUGUUCGCUCCAUCCGGCUGAUCCGAUGGGCAAGAAAGGUGCCCUCACCUCCAUCUUCUCCAGGUCCUCCAGCCUCGCUAGCGACUCGUCCACGGCGGCCGUGAUACCCUGGCCGUGGCCAUCCUGCCGGGACCCGCAGACCGACUCCUUCCGUGCCGCCGAGGAGCCCUGCGCCACGGCUGCUGGUGGCAGCAGGUGCGGCCCUGUCGCCGCGAGGCACCGCAAGCUGGUGGGUGCCCCCGCCGAGAUGUACAAGACGGUCAACUCGGUCUACAUCGACCCCGACGACGGCGAGUCAUUCUCUUGCCUUAGCGCGGAGGAGGAGGAAACGGUUGUGGUGGAGGACGACGGCUUCUCGACGCCCGAGGAUGAGUGGUCGGAGGCUGUGAUCCGCAGCCUCAGCCGGACGACCUCGUCCACCGGUCGCUUCUUCUUCGACCAGGGGCCAGCGACCAACUCCAUCCUGUCCGCGGCGGCGGCCUCGACAACCGGCAGUACACCACCGGAGGAGGAGAACGACAAGCCGGCGGCGCUGUCCAAGAACGGGAAGCCAGGAGAUGGUGGCAAGUCGCUGGUGGUGGAGGAGAGCGUGGCGGUGCCAAUGGACUCGGCGGACCCGUACGGCGACUUCCUGUCGUCCAUGGAGGAGAUGGUGGCCGCGCACGAGCUGCGCGGCUGGGACGCGCUGGAGGAGCUGCUGGUAUGGUACCUGCGGGUGAACGCCAAGCACCACCACCCGCUCAUCGUCAGCGCCUUCGUCGACCUGCUCGUCCGCCUCACCACCAGCGCCACGGCAAGCACCUCGACGACGACAAUGACGAUGACGUCGAGUAGUAGCACCAGCAGCUCGAGCAGCGGCACGAGCAGCACGAGUACUACUAGUAGCAGCACGAGCACGAGUACUGGUGGCGAUGGUGUGGUUGUUAGUGCUACAUCAGCAACGGGACAAUGCGACGGCGGGAAUGAAGCUUCUGCGUCUUGCUCGUCGUCUUCUUCGUGCGCCCCGCGUGACGACGACGAGGCCAGUCGUGGGGAAGACUAGCCACUCGACUAAUCAUAGAUUAGACGACAAUCGGCAAGUAAUCUGCAUGCAUGUGAUUUUGGCUUUUGGUCCGGGCUAAUCAAGCAACUAACAAGUUUUUCUUUCUUUUGUGGCGGGGAAGC